This is a messenger RNA of Leptinotarsa decemlineata (Colorado potato beetle), 510 nucleotides long. Its product is annotated as translocon-associated protein subunit delta. Gene Ontology annotation, cellular component: endoplasmic reticulum; endomembrane system; membrane. The record is from RefSeq and is a predicted model, not a curated record. NCBI's taxonomy places the organism in Eukaryota, Metazoa, Arthropoda, Insecta, Coleoptera, Chrysomelidae.
AUGUCAGCAAUGAAAUCUUUUUCCAUUUUGGUUUACUUUUCACUGAUGUUCAGUGUGAAUGGUAGGGAAUGUAUAGACCCAAAAAUCAUUUCAACAUCUUAUUACACAAGAGAUGCUACAAUUUUGAAACAUGUGGCAUAUAUUUCAAAUUUUCAUGUGAAAUGUAGAAUUGGUGAAAGUGGAAAUUUGUACGCCUUAUUUGGGGGGGAAAUAUCACCAGUAGCUUCGGUGGGUCCCGGAAACUACCAAAUAAGUUGGACAACAGAUGUUAAAACUGCUCUAACAAAUGAUGUUAUCAUAAAUGUGUACAAUGAAAGUGGAUAUACUGCUAUGCGAAAGGCCAAGAGAGCUGGAGAAGAUAUUUCUUUUGUUCCUGUUUUUACCAGAGUCACUGUCAACAAUAGAGGUUUAUAUGUUGGACCAUGGAUUUCAUGUGAACUUUUAGCUGCUGUAUUUUCUAUAGUCAUUGCAUAUAUUGCUAUUCAUUUUAGAACGAAACUUUUAAGUUGA